GACCACAUUAAAAACUUCUCACACCAUAUUCAGACAACAUUCUCAACAAAAACCAACCGCCGUGGAUUCUCUUUUCAAGGUCUAGGAUUCUUUUUAUUUUUUAAGCAAAAUUUUAUCUUUGUUUUUGCUCUAUUUCUUUCUUUAUUCUGUUCGUUUUCUUUUGAAUAUAUUUCAUUAUAAGAAAAUGGAUAUUUGUCUGGUGUGUUAGAUCACCUACCAUUAACUACUCUUCUUUAAUCUAUCUCUUUCUCAUUAAUUCCUUUUUGUUUUUUUUUUUGGGGAAAAAGAAAAGUCGGGCCAAAUUUACACUUUCCGUAAUUUGGAGUAAAUUUUUGGUGAAGAAUCGAUCUAAUUCAUGAAAUAUAUGGAAAAUUCGAUUUUGUCCAUGCUGGGUUAAAUUUUGAGGUGAUUGUAUCCAUUUCUGAUACUGGUUCUUUAGCAUUCAGUGCAUUUGAUCCACUUUUGUGGUUUUUAUUUGCAAUGUUGUUGUUUGCGAGUCUAAAUGACCGAAAAUGGUUUAGUUUGUAGCGGGCAUUUGCUAUCGAUAUCAGAAGAUGCAUGGAUUUAAUUGAAUUGGGUUAGAUUUAGGGGUUUGAUUCAGUUUUCUGCAUUUUUUUGGCCUUUUCACUUGGAUUUGGCGGCCAUUUCUGGGGUUUUUAUUUCGAUUUAUCAAACUUCACGUGACUGGUUGAAUUCGAGAAAGUUUCUCGACUAUUUGUACAGAUUCAAGGAAUGAAUUUGAGGGUUUCAUUAUGAGACAAUCUAGGGCUUUUCCACUGGUUUCAGGCCCAUUAUACGUGAUUCUUAUCCUGACUAUCAGUGUUCUUGGAUUUGGAUCGUUCUUCAAAUCUUUCUCAGAGAGAGAAUUCUCAGUUGUAAGACCAGAUGUUGAGCUUUUCCUUGAUGGUAUAUUGAAAGGGCCUGGUCAUCCCCCUGUGUUUGCUUAUUGGAUUUACGGAACUCGUGGCGAAGGUGCUAAGAUCAUGAGACUUUUGAAAGCAGUUUAUCACCCAAGGAACCAAUAUCUUCUUCAUCUCGAUGCAAUUUCUUCAGAUGAAGAGAGGACUAAGUUGGCUCAUUCGGUUCGUUCAGUCAAGGUUUUUAGGGUUUUUGGGAACGUAAAUGUCAUAGGAAAAGCUGACGCUUCUGAUCGAAUGGGUUCUUCUUCGUUGGCUGCUGCCCUUCAUGCUGCUGCUGUUUUGUUGAAGAUUAAUGGGGAUUGGGAUUGGUUCGUUACAUUGAGUUCUUCGGAUUAUCCAAUUGUUACUCAAGAUGAUCUACUUGAUGUUUUCUCCCACGUGCCGAGGAAUCUUAACUUCAUAGAUCACACAAGUGAUGUGGGAUGGAAAUUGUAUCAGAGGGUUCAACCUAUUGUUGUGGAUCCAGGGAUUUACUUGGCCAGGAGAACCAGAAUAUUUUAUGCUUCUCAGACUCGGCCAGCACCAAAUUCUUUCAAAUUUUUCACAGGUUCUCCGUGGGUUAUUUUGAGUAGAUCUUUUAUGGAAUACUGUGUUACUGGAUAUGACAACCUACCUAGAAGAGUUCUAAUGUACUUCACCAAUGUUCUCCUCCCAUUAGAAGCUUAUUUCCAUACGGUUCUCUGCAACUCACCUCAAUUCCAGAACACCACAGUGAAUACUGACUUGAGGUUCUUAGUAUGGGACACCCCUCCAAAAUCAGAUCCAAAUUUCCUUAAUCUAACUCACUUCGAGGAUAUGACAAAUAGCGGGGCUGCAUUUGCAAGGAGGUUUCAAGAGGAUGAUCCUAUCCUGAACAAAAUUGAUAGUGAGAUUUUGAAGCGACCACGAAAUGGAGUGGUCCCUGGAAAGUGGUGUUCGGAGGAUAGGGUGGAUGUUAAUAUUGUGGAGCCAGGACCCUUUGCCGUGAAGCUCAGUAAGCUGAUCUCAAAGAUGGUUGCAAAGGAGAAUAUCAGGUCGACACAAUGUAAAUUUUAGAGAGAGAGAAGUGAAGGUGGGUUGUUAAUAGGAAGUGAAAGGUGGGUUGUUAAUUGGAUCAAAUGCUAGCUCCAGCUGCUUUGGCAAUCGGAUAAGCUCGAAUAAAUCAAAUAAUUGUUUGAUAUUCUUUGAACUGGUUGAGGGGUCACACGGGUGAUUAAUUUGAUGGUGGUAUACUGCUAAAGAGCACGAGAAGCUGGCAUGGUUUUCCCGGUUCUUUUUUUCGGGUUUCUUCCUUGGCAACCCAUUGAUCUCGAUGUUUUUUUGGAAUUUUGAAGUUCCUCUGCUAUAGGAGGCAUAAUGAACUGAUGAAUGAUGUUGAGGAUUACUAACUUAUUGAAUGUCACAUGGCCCAAAUUUUGUACUAUUUUAUUUCCUUACUAAUAAUAUUUUGUGGUCUGUUUGAUACGUA
Molecule: messenger RNA, 2367 nt
Organism: Amborella trichopoda
Lineage: Eukaryota; Viridiplantae; Streptophyta; Magnoliopsida; Amborellales; Amborellaceae
Product: beta-glucuronosyltransferase GlcAT14A
Cellular component (GO): membrane
Molecular function (GO): glucuronosyltransferase activity
Source: RefSeq, a predicted model, not a curated record